Lemur catta (Ring-tailed lemur) is the source of this 4491-nucleotide messenger RNA. RefSeq names its product SSX family member 2 interacting protein (gene SSX2IP). The transcript has 14 exons. The coding region runs from base 193 to 2037 and encodes 614 amino acids. Lineage: Eukaryota; Metazoa; Chordata; Mammalia; Primates; Lemuridae. The record is from RefSeq and is a predicted model, not a curated record.
GCGAGGCGCUGCGUCCCGCCGCGCCUGUGCGGGCCCUCGGGGCUGCGGGAGCCGGACGAGGACGCCGAGCGGUGACUCCCCGCCGCUCCCGGGGGCCGUGACGGAGAUGCCUACAUAGAAGAGUGACAGCAACUGGACUGAAUGUUUCGCUGCUGAACUGGUUCCUCAGGUAUCCUGGCUCUAGAGAUUGCUAUGGGAGAUUGGAUGACUGUUACAGAUCCAGGUCUGUCUUCAGAAAGCAAAACUCUCUCUCAAUAUACCUCAGAAACAAAGAUGUCUCCAUCAAGUUUAUACUCACAGCAAGUGCUAUGUUCUUCAAUACCUUUAUCAAAAAAUGUGCACAGUUUUUUCAGUGCCUUCUGCACAGAAGAGAAUAUUGAACAAAGUAUUUCAUAUCUUGAUCAGGAAUUGACUACUUUUGGUUUUCCUUCAUUAUAUGAAGAACCCAAAGGUAAAGAGACAAAGAGAGAAUUAAAUAUAGUAGCUGUUUUAAAUUGUAUGAACGAGCUACUUGUACUUCAGCGGAAGAACCUUCUAGCUCAGGAAAAUGUGGAAACACAGAAUCUGAAAUUGGGAAGUGAUAUGGACCAUCUACAGAACUGCUACACAAAACUUAAGGAACAACUGGAAGCCUCCAGGAGGGAAAUGAUUGGGCUUCAGGAAAGAGACAGACAGUUACAAUGCAAAAACAGGAAUUUGCAUCAGCUACUGAAAAAUGAGAAAGAUGAGGUACAAAAACUACAAAAUAUCAUUGCAAGUCGAGCUACUCAGUAUAAUCAUGAUAUGAAGAGAAAAGAGCGUGAAUAUAAUAAACUGAAGGAACGUCUGCAUCAACUUGUUAUGAACAAGAAGGAUAAAAAGAUAGCUAUGGACGUUUUAAAUUAUGUAGGAAGAGCUGAUGGAAAAAGAGGCUCCUGGAGGACUGGUAAAACUGAAGCCAGAAAUGAAGAUGAAAUGUAUAAAAUUCUCUUGAAUGAUUAUGAAUAUCGUCAGAAACAAAUCCUAAUGGAAAAUGCUGAACUCAAGAAGGUUCUUCAGCAAAUGAAAAAGGAAAUGAUUUCUCUUCUUUCCCCCCAAAAGAAGAUACCUAGAGAAAGAGCAGAUGAUAGUGCAGGAACUGUUAUCUCUGAUGUCGAAGAAGAUGCCGGGGAACUAAGCAGGGAGAGUAUGUGGGACCUUUCCUGUGAAACUGUGAGAGAGCAGCUUACAAAUAGCAUCAGAAAACAGUGGAGAAUUUUGAAAAGUCAUGUUGAAAAACUUGAUAACCAAGUUUCAAAGGUACAAUUAGAAGGUUUUAAUGAUGAAGAUGUAAUCUCACGACAAGACCAUGAACAAGAAACUGAAAAACUUGAGUUAGAAAUUCAGCAAUGUAAAGAAAUGAUUAAAACUCAGCAGCAACUUUUACAGCAGCAGCUUGCUACUGCCUGUGAUGAUGAUACUACGUCACUGUUACGAGACUGUUAUUUGUUGGAAGAAAAGGAACGCCUCAAAGAAGAAUGGUCCCUUUUUAAAGAGCAAAAAAAGAAUUUUGAGAGAGAAAGACGAAGCUUUACAGAAGCUGCUAUUCGCCUAGGAUUGGAGAGAAAGGCAUUUGAAGAAGAAAGAGCCAGCUGGUUAAAGCAACAGUUUUUAAAUAUGACUGCCUUUGACCAUCAGAACUCAGAAAAUGUGAAACUUUUCAGUGCCUUCUCAGGAAGUUCUGAUCAGGACAAUCUUGGCAUGCACUCGAGGCAACGGCAAAAGAAGCCUCAGAGUGUGUCUAAUGGGUCUCCAGUUUGCACAUCGAAACUUACUAAAUCUCUUCCUGCUUCACCUUCUACUUCAGACUUUUGCCAGAUGCGUUCCUGUGUGUCCGAACAUAGUUCAAUCAAUGUGCUGAAUAUAACUCCUGAAGAGACUAAACCAAAUCAGGCUGGAAGAGAAUGUACAAAUCAGAAAUGGAGCGUGCCAUCAAGACCCGGGUCACAGGAAGGUUGCUAUAGUGGAUGCUCUUUGACCUACACAAAUUCUCAUGUAGAAAAAGAUGACUUACCUUAGACAUGUGGACUGCAGUUUCUUUCAUCAACAUGUUCAUGAAAUUUCACAUCUAAGUUGAAACAGGGUGUGUCAUAAAGUCAAUUAUCUCUAAUAAUUUAAGAUGGUCUGAGUUGUUUGUUUGGACUUAGCUGUCUUCCCCCAAAGAGCUGAAAUGUUAAAUCUAUUUAAAAUGAUAUGAAAGCUUUGGAUAUGUAUUUUUAGUAACAGAAGCAUCUGGUUCUGUGAAUAAAGGAAUGUAUAGAUGUCUGGAUGGAAACAAAAGCACUAGAAUGAGUUUCCUCUUAUAGGUAUUAAAAUAGCACUUUUAGGAAACUGACUAUUGUAAAUGUUUAAUUUUUGUCUCAAAUAUAGUUGGCAUUGGAAGUGUAGCCUUUACUUGAAUGUAUACUGUAGAUUUUUAACAAAGCAAGUUCUAUAUUUAUUAUGUUUAGUGUGAUUUGAAAUUACCUCUUUCAUAUGUUUUAAAUAAAGUGAAAUUUAUGUAUGUUUUGUACAUAGAUAUACAUGAUUAUGUUGAGGCUUUAAGAUUUAAAAGUUUCACACAACUGUAAGUAUAGUAUUUCAUGCCAAUAAAAUUUUUUUAGGUGGUAUUCUGUUUACAGAUGUAUUAGGACCAUUGCCACAUUACAUUUAAGAAUUUUUUAAAUCCAUCUGGGCAAUAAAUAUUCAAAGUUAUUCCAUGAAGCCUAGUUCUUUAGAUAGUCAAUAUUACUAACAUACAUUUUUGAGAUUUUUACAGCAUUAGAUUUUUAUUUUAUAUAUGUAGGAUAUUAUAAUUUUUGAAAGGACUAUUGAUAGAGUAAUAGGGCAGGACAACAAAAGACCUUUAAAUAAAAUAAUUUAAGAAUAUUGGUUUAAGAUAUUUGGAUGAUAGAAGAUAUUUAAGAUAUCUAGAUGGUGAUAUUUUCCUUACCAGAUGGGUACUAGUACAGUAAUAUCUGUACCAGCCAGGGCUUUGUAUCAUUGCCAAUAAUUUUUAAAUAAUUUUUUAAUGAGGUAUUUACCACUAAUGAUAAAUAUGACAAUGUAAAAGCAUUGAAUUUUAUAAGUCAGGUAUUAUGAUAUUCUGGACAAACUUGUGUCAUUUCAUUUUCAGAACAAUCUUAGGCUCUUUUCUGUCUCUAUAAGAAUGUUUCUGAUUGCAUGUUUCUUCAUGAAAAGUAUGUUGUUGUUAUUGAUAAUAAUACUAAAUAUAGGCCCAGGCUCUUUCCAGGAUUUUCAUCACAAAGCUCUAAGUGCCUAGCCCUGCUCGUCUCUGUACAUAGACGCCUACACAGAUCCCGUCCUGGCUAGGAAGGUAUUGUAAUUUAGGUCCAUCUGCCUUCCCCUUUUCUAGCAGUUCAGCCACUCACAUACACUCCUCCUCUUUGUGGCUAUUCCAUUUAAAUUUGUCGUCAUUACAGAAAACAAAAAGCCUAUUUGUCAUCCAUUCACUAUAUGUGACUCUUUGGAGUUGUGUAACAGCAGCCAUUUUUCAGGACUGCUAGGAUGUCAUUAAGAGUAUCUGAUGAGAACUGAUGAAUAUACUCAUAACACAGGAACCAUAUUUAUAGUCUCCAAGAGCUAGCUCUUGAGCAUUAGUCACUACCUUCAGCUUGACGCAUGGUCACUUCUGUACUGCUUAAAAUAUUACAAAUGGUACAAAAUUUCAGAAAUACUACCAUAUUCCAAAAGAAGAAACCUAGCUGGGAUAUAGUUACUCUUUUGCUAUUGAGCAAUAACAUGGUCAAAGAAAGGCAAUCAGAAAUUUUAAAUAUAAUCAAUGAUACAUUUGUCAAGGAUUUUUUUACCUCCAGGGUUUUCCAUGGUGUACUUUGCCAGAAAUAUGCAUUCUAAUUUUUAAAGUAAAUCUCUUACUUUAGGGAAUACUGUAUUCCAUGACAAUGGAUUUCUAGAAAAUAGCAUCUUUUUUGUUAUUGUGUGUUUCCAUUUUAAAGUGGGUUCAGUUCUCAUAUUGGAAAGAAAAUUCCUUGAGACUUUAAGGUGUGAAAGAAACAGUCAAAUGAAAGCCAGGUUCCUUGUACUUUUGAUAUCUGCUGGAAGUUGUAUGUUUCCCUAACCGCAUCACUUUUGUUUUGUGAGAUAUUCCAAGUCCAAAAUGAUCCCAAGUCGCCCUAGCCUUCCCGGAAUGUUGGAAUGGUUUCCAUGUUGGAAAACCCCUGGCUCCAAAUACAAAGCUCCCAGGAUUUUGUUUCCCUUCUUUUUCUAGGCAUUUGCAAUGUGCUAAUAAUACAGCUGUGUUACAGUCUCACGUUUAGCCGUGAUUAGAUGUACUGUAGUGCACUUCAGUUUGAAAGUCCUCCUGAUAAUCUUAAGCAUUUUGUUUAUCAAUAUGUAAAUCUGAAAUAAUUUGUACCUUGUUUGUUUUCACAUGGCAUAUGUCCAUUUUGAAUUUUCAAAGCAUAAAAGUGGCAAAGAGAAUUUGAAAUAAAAAUUUUAUUUACUACCCUUAAA